This is a messenger RNA of Pundamilia nyererei, 982 nucleotides long. RefSeq names its product cerebellin 18 (gene cbln18). The record is from RefSeq and is a predicted model, not a curated record. Gene Ontology annotation, biological process: maintenance of synapse structure. Bases 33 to 770 code for a protein of 245 amino acids. The transcript has 7 exons. Gene Ontology annotation, molecular function: protein binding. Gene Ontology annotation, cellular component: synapse. Lineage: Eukaryota; Metazoa; Chordata; Actinopteri; Cichliformes; Cichlidae.
UCCUUCAGAACAAGAAGAGGACCAGAAAAACAAUGGUUGUAUUACCAGUUUUGUUCCUGUUGGGGUCACUGUUUCUCUGUGAUCCAGUGCAGGCCCAGUCCGACACCAUCUUAAUGCUGAAACAGGCAGCACUUAACUGGAAGGGAGCUCUGACUUGUGAAAAAUCGGACUGCAAUUGCACUUUCAAUCAACAGCGCGGCUGCUGCUGUGCAGCAAGGGACAUGCUCCAAUUAGAAGAGGAUAUCUUAGAAAGGAUGACCUUUUUGUGGCAUGACAUCAGCACACUGAAAGGCAGAGUACAGUCACUCACAGAUAAAAUCAAGGUUGCCUUCAAGGCCACAAUGGACCCAAAUAUUGCCCUUAUGGUUCCUGGAUCAACAGAACGUUGCUUUGGUCCAUUCAAUAUUAAUAUUCCAGUUCCCUUCUCCUCUGUCCUUCUCAACAGUGGCAAUGGAUAUAACCCGUCCUUGGGUAUCUUCACUGCCCCCUUUCCUGGUGUUUACGUCUUUUCUUUCACAACCUACUCAUCUGUGGGAGAGAAUGGGCGCCUCUACCAUAAAGUCCAGCUUAUGAAGAAUGGGAAGCGCGGAGCCAGUGUGUGGGAGAACAAUCGAGAGGAUACGGAGGACAGCGCCACGCAGGUCGUUGCACUGGAAAUGCAGAGAGGCGAUCAGGUCUAUCUUGACCUGACGUCCGGGAGGAAACUCUGUACAAAUCUUCAGUACAAUGUCUUCACUGGUUACAUCCUGUACCCCUACAUUGCUGCCUAAUACACCACCUGGAGAGCCAGGUCACUUCAUCUUUCUCAUUCCAGGACCUUAAAUGGAUUGAAAUCAAAAUACUAGUGUUCACCCACCAGAUAUAGGUUUGUGAUUUAUUGUGGGGCAGGUCCCAUUGUUUAAGAGCCCCUGCAUUAGAUUUAAACAAAAAACUACAAAGAUGUUUGUUGCUAUCACAUAAUAUGCCAAGAAACACAGUUUGU